AUGCAGGUCAUCCAAUGCGCCAAUGAAGGCGUUCCAAGCACUGGAGUGGAACUCAACGGAAUCCUUGUCGUAUACUCCAAAUAUCGCGCUGCUAGGGAUGGGCUAAGCGGUGUCGCGAAAUUCCACAAACGAGAUAUCUUCAGGACUGACUUGAAGCAAUACAAUACCGCCGUGAUUUUUGGUGCCGAAAAUUUGAUGAAAGACAUGGUUCCAAAACUCAGCGAAAUGAAAUCAGGCACAUCUCUGUUAGCUUGUCGCUUUCCACUACCCGAAUGCGAACAAUUUCAACAGGUCGGUCAAAUAGGAGAAGGGAUUGAUGCCGUUUAUGUUUAUCGACGGAUGUAGACAUGAAGUGUAAUGAUUAGGAAUUCUAAAUUGUUGUUUCUUGUUCAUGUUGAAC
Molecule: messenger RNA, 400 nt
Organism: Cylicocyclus nassatus
Lineage: Eukaryota; Metazoa; Nematoda; Chromadorea; Rhabditida; Strongylidae
Source: the annotation of a GenBank genome assembly